Hemicordylus capensis (graceful crag lizard) is the source of this 3077-nucleotide messenger RNA. RefSeq names its product thialysine N-epsilon-acetyltransferase-like. NCBI's taxonomy places the organism in Eukaryota, Metazoa, Chordata, Lepidosauria, Squamata, Cordylidae. The transcript is spliced from 6 exons. The record is from RefSeq and is a predicted model, not a curated record. Bases 447 to 965 code for a protein of 172 amino acids. Gene Ontology annotation, molecular function: N-acetyltransferase activity.
ACCAGGUCCCUCUGGGAAGCCACCCAACCAGGAGGUGGUGAAGGCAAACCCCUUCCCUUGCUGCUGCUGCUGCUGCUCCCUUGCAGUGGGUAUUCAGAGGCCUGGAGCCACCAAACUAAUGGCAUGCAUGCACACCAGGCUGCCGUGCCUAGCUAGCAACUCCCACCUGGCAGCCGGAAAGGCUGGAAGGCCCCUAAGAGAUGGGGAAGGAGGACACCGAGCGACCCUCUGAUGUUUCCAAACAGACAAGGCUGGGGAGGGUGCAAGUUUGGGCAGGGCGCCCCAGGAGUGGGUGGUUAGGCACCGCCUGGCAGGGGUGUCUCCUGCUGCUGCUGCUGAACGUCUGCUUUAUGCAAACCGGGGAGGUGGGGAGGGAGGCAAGUGCAUUCCUCAAGCGGACCAGAGUCCAGGCCAAGCAAGCGUAGAGGAGGGACCUCAGAGCAGCCAUGAGCUACAUCAUCCGGCCUUGGGCCACCAAAGACCUGAAGGAUAUCAUGCGGCUGAUCAAGGAAUGCGCAGCUUUUCACAAAGCCUUGGACCAGGUGAAAACCGACCCAGAAAUGCUCAGAAAGGAUGGGUUUGGGAAAGAGGCCACCUUUGGAUGCCUGGUAGCUGAGGUGCCCCCAGGACAGAAGAGCAAAGAGGGUCACACUAUUAUUGGGUACCAGUUCCAUUAUUUGACCUACUGCACGUGGGACGGCCCAGUUCUCUUUGGCGAAGAUCUCUACGUGGUACCAGAUUUCAGAGGCAAAGGUGUUGGCACAAGCCUGAUGAAUAAAGUGGCCAAGGUUGCGCUGGAGAAAGGCUGCUCCCAGUUCCGGUUCAUCUCGGCCAGCUGGAACCAGCCAGCGAUGGAUUUCUACAGCAAGUUGGGCGCUCUGAAUGUCACCAGCACCGACCACUGGAACCUCAUCCAUCUCGACAGCGAGCACAUUCGGAAGCUGGUGGAGCAACCCCAGAAAUAGAGGUGGCCCAGGUCUUGCAAGGGGGCCACCCCACCAGGACGGAGCUCUGCCUCUCAGGCCCCCUUGACCCCCCCCCCCCAUCUCCUCCUGUGCCUCCAUGUUUCCCACCAUGGAAGCAAUUAGUCCUCUGGAGUUUCAGGCAUUCUUCCCAGAAACGGCAUGCAUUCCUAGGGCUGCUUGGAAGAGUGCGGGGCAGCGGGGAGGACCACCCUCUGCCAGCCAUUCAUGUUAUGACAUCUCCCUGUCCCAAUGCUUGAAUUUCAAGGGGGGCAGGCAAACCCCCAGCUCCUUCCCUCCCUCACAAUGCAAGCCCUGCCCUCCCUGACCCCUCCUAGAGAAACCAGGAGUCUUGACUCCUUUGCUUCCCCUUCUCUCGCCUUUCAAAAUGCAUCCCUGCCACCCUGCCGAGAACCCAACUGUAUGCCCUGACUCCCCUCCUCACCCCACUCAAAGAAACCCAGAAGUUUUGGAUCGGAACCUGUUCCCAUUUUGCAGGUCCCUGUUAUUUCCUGGGAAAACUUGAAUGCAGGGGUGCUCAACCUUGGGUCCCCAGAUGGAGUUGGACUAGCAGUCCCAGGGAGUUGUAGUCCAACCACACCUGGGGACCCAAGGUCAAACACUUUUGCUUGGAGGCAUUAAUUCCAAGCAGGUACCCUCCUCCAGCUAAUCCUCUGGACACACUGAAAGACCGGCUAUUGAAAUGCAUUGGUUUCCUCCAAAGGCCCAUUGAAAUGCAUUGGAUUUAAGAAUUACCAUUCAAAUGCAUAGAGCCCUGGGUGACUGGUUGGUUACACUUUUUUAAAAAAAGGUCUAUAAAUAGCCAAAGGAAAAACAGCCUCAGAAUAAAUAGGUGGUUGUUAGUCCCCGAUGCAGCUCACAGGCCUUUCUGAAAAGCCUCCUCACUCAGAAUGACCAUUCCAGUUGUGAUGGGUAACUGGAUUCUGCACCCUGCCCUUGGGACUCAGAAUAAAGCUGCAAAAAUAACAGGGCUUCCUUGCUGGUGGCAUCUGGCCGCCUGUUCAAGUCCCGCUUCUCCAUUUUAUUGCUUUCCCAUUCCAAAAGCAUUGCAUUCAGUCGAAUAAAUCAAAAUCACCAUGCAAAAAAGCAUGAAAAUGCAAUAAAAAAUCAAUUUAAUUUCUAUGAAAGGUUGAACAAUGUCAAGCUGCCCAGAACGCAGCACCCAAAGGUGGAGAGCCGGGUGCCCUUGCCUUGUCUAGAACCCAGAGGUGACUUCCACUGAACCAGGCAUUCAGAAGGAGCGGGUGCAUUUCCAUAGCCAGCUCUUCCUGGUCUGGGGUGUCCCCUCAUUCUGGAAGGACCCUCCCCAAAUGUUAUGCAGUUAACUUUCCCCCCAACUUGUCAUGCUAUUAUAUAGAUGGGUUUCUUGCACUGAUAUGUUUCCUAAGGUAGAGUUCCCACAUUGGAAUCCCAGAUAUUGUUGGACUAUAGCUCCCAUUAUCCCCCACCACAGUUGCGGCAGGGGAUAGUGGGAUUUGUGAUCCAACAUCUGGGGACCCAAGUUUUGGAAACCCCAUCCUAAUGCAAUGAAAGGUUCAGACCAACCUUUGAAAGAUGAGAAAGAAAGAGAGCAUUAUGCAUGACAAAAUGCUUUUGUGAGCCCCUUUUGAUUUUUUAUAAAAAUGCACCUUAAGGGAGGGGAGAAGCACCCAUCUGUAUUGCAGUCCCAAUACAAAUAUAAGAAAUAAAGAUAAGAAUCUCCUCCUCGGAUCCCAGACUCUAUAAAGGGACCAACAUCCACCUUUCCGUGACUGGCAGAGGAUCAAUCCACUUUAGGGAUUGCGUAUCCGUUGGCUGCCCAGGAUACCUGUCAGCUCUCCGAAUUUUUCAAUGCAGGACACCCAAGUGAGUGGAGGAGGGGGGCAGUGUUGGAGAGGCAGACCACACACACACACACACAAUCACACACACUCCCUCCCUCUCUCCCUCCCUCCCCAAUGUUACUGCUGAGUUUAUGAUUGUUCCAGGGAUUAUGUUGUUCUUUGGACCGAUGGUUAUGUUUAUUGAUUGCCUUUGAUAUUGUUGUCUUAUCAGCUGCACUGCGUUUCCUUCUGAGCAGCAUGGAAAUAAAUUCAUACACAGAAAUGAAAUGUC